GAGCUCACGAGUAAUUCUAAAUUUCUAGCAAUGUAAAGAAAGUGGAGCUGCCAUGCCAGUGCCUGCUCUUUUGAUGGGGCCUUUGGGAUUGUGAUAUCCAAAGCCUCCAAAAUCUUCCUUUCUCUUCUUACAAAGCAAUCGGAGGGAGCGCACCCUUCUUCGGCAGUAAAGGACAGGGGGAAUAUCUUUGGUUGUCUCUUUAUUAAAGAAAGUUGGUCCUUUUCUCACUUCAAAAACCUUAUACUACACAACCCGGUGUGAUCAUCCAGGGGAAAUGUUCUUGAUUCUUUCGUGACUUGAGCCAGGUCUCUCUUUCUCAGCACUCAAGGAACUACCCACAACUCAUACUAAACCCAAUUCCCCAUCUUCUCCUCUUCUCAAAAAACCAAGGCUAGAAAAUGUCACUCCCCCAGCAGCAGCCACCAGUUAUUUACCCCAAUACUGUCACCAGACAGCCUCCUUCCCACUCCAAUGGAUCAUUUGGGACCGUCUUUAUAGUCCUGGGCGUGAUAGUUGUUAUAUCUGCUAUCGCUUGCGUUCUUGGAAGGCUCUGCAAUCGGCGCCGCCACCACCAUCCAAAUCCUAAACAAAACUCUGCUUUUCGCCCCAAAGAACCAGACUUAGAGUUUGGUUUUGACAAGGGAAGGCCAACUGCCAAGCCGGCAGGCAACGGAGGACCCAAACACAAUGGACACAGACCAUUUGAAAAUGGCGAAAUCAGAGCCGAAAACAAGCCCACGGAAUCUACUGCUGCAUGAUGAUGGUGCAGAAUUCGUAGGAGCGUCUUCAUGUGUGUUAUUUUCUGCUGGCUGUUGUUGUUUAAUUACUUCUAUAAAAGUCGUUCUGGUUUUUAUUUCA
This is a messenger RNA of Vitis vinifera (wine grape), 858 nucleotides long. RefSeq lists its product as hypothetical. Bases 399 to 758 code for a protein of 119 amino acids. Lineage: Eukaryota; Viridiplantae; Streptophyta; Magnoliopsida; Vitales; Vitaceae. The record is from RefSeq and is a predicted model, not a curated record. The transcript has a single exon.